AUGCUAGGCCGUCUCAUCGAGUACCAGGUCAUCGGGCGCCACUUGCCCACCGAGGCAAACCCGACCCCCAAGUUGUACCGCAUGCGCAUCUUUGCUCCCAACACAGUUGUUGCCAAGUCGCGCUUCUGGUACUUCCUCACCAAGCUCAAGAAGGUCAAGAAGGCCAACGGUGAGAUCGUCAGCCUCAACGUGAUCACCGAGAAGCGUCCCACCAAGGUCAAGAACUUCGGUAUCUGGUUGCGUUACGACUCUCGCUCCGGCACCCACAACAUGUACAAGGAGUUCCGUGAGCUCAGCCGAACCGAUGCCGUCGACUCCUUGUACCAGGACAUGGCUGCCCGUCACCGUGCCCGCUUCGGCUCCAUCCACAUCCUCCGCGUCGUCGAGAUCGAGGACAAUGAGAGCAUCCGCCGCCCUUACAUCAAGCAGCUCCUCACCAAGGACUUGAAAUUCCCUCUCCCCCACCGUGUCCCCGCCCAAUCCAGCAAGAAGGUCUUUGCCUACAAGCGUCCUUCCACUUUCGCAUAA
Messenger RNA from Talaromyces amestolkiae, 528 nucleotides. RefSeq lists its product as uncharacterized. Gene Ontology annotation, molecular function: structural constituent of ribosome. Gene Ontology annotation, cellular component: ribosome; cytosolic large ribosomal subunit. The coding region runs from base 1 to 528 and encodes 175 amino acids. NCBI's taxonomy places the organism in Eukaryota, Fungi, Ascomycota, Eurotiomycetes, Eurotiales, Trichocomaceae. The record is from RefSeq and is a predicted model, not a curated record. Gene Ontology annotation, biological process: translation. The transcript is spliced from 3 exons.